CUCAACGCAGAGCAGCACGGGAUCUACACUGAAGUCAUGGACGCCGUCGAGGGCAAUCGCCCACUGUGCGCGUUCGUGGACGGGAAGGCAGGGAGAGGGAAGACCUUUCUCGUGAACACGAUUUGCAGCAAGCUUCGCUCUCAAGGGCACGUUGUGCUUCCCACCGCAACUUCUGCAUUUGCGGCCCAGCUGUAUGCAGGAGGAAAGACCACGCACUCGGUUUUCAAGGUGAGUCUACGUUUA
Epithele typhae is the source of this 243-nucleotide messenger RNA. RefSeq names its product DNA helicase Pif1 like protein. The record is from RefSeq and is a predicted model, not a curated record. Lineage: Eukaryota; Fungi; Basidiomycota; Agaricomycetes; Polyporales; Epitheliaceae. Gene Ontology annotation, molecular function: DNA helicase activity. The annotation marks the transcript as partial. The transcript has a single exon. Gene Ontology annotation, biological process: DNA repair; telomere maintenance.